CUGGCGCCAAGGCAAGGAGGGUGGUCACAUUAGCCGCAAAAGUUGAUAAGAUCCUCCCCCUGGGGUCAGGUGUAUGAUGUCGCAAACCGAUUUCGAUUACCAUGAUCCCUUAUUCACGAAAUUAAGAUAAUUUAUUUGGAGAUGAAGAAAAACAAUUAUUUCCAAAACCCCAUAUUCAUUAGUAAGUAGGUGCAUACGUAAGCUUCCUGUUUACCAUUUGCAUACUUUAUUGUUUUUCUCAGGUGAGGCUAUGGUUAGAAUAAACAACCCAAAACCAAACUUGUGUUACAUUCCCUUACGAAUAACUUCCCUGAAGUAAUAUAUAAAUAUCAAUAUUAUGAAACCAGGGAAAACAGAAACACGCAAAUAACAUUUAUACUCGUUCCAUUUUACAGUAAUAUUCACACGCUCGUACGGUUUAGUAGUGCAGACAAAGAUAUCAGUAAAAACAAACAGUACGGUGAUAUUAUUGACAGCCUCAACUUUGUAAUCUCUUUUAAGCAAAUAAAUUCCUGGGUACAGUAGUGUAUGAAGAAGUGAAAUCUUAUCCAGUCUUGUACAAACUACGAACGAGAUGCAUUGAACUUUAUUAAAUUGCACACACAAGUGAAAGAAUCGAUCUCACCAAAGGUGUGAUGAAGCAUAAAAAUUGCGGAACCGGUCACACCUGGUGAUUAAGUGCAUCCAACAUCGGUUGAAAGUGUUUUCCUUUCAGAAAAAAGUUAUUUUUUAAUUUUUUUUAAUUUUCCAAAACUCUAGAUUUGAGUUGUAGAGGAAAAAAAUCACCCCGACAGACUGAAAAUCUUAAGAUCAAUUUUUUUGUGUCUUUCGAAAUUCCGGUUUAGAUUAUGUGGUAAAUAACUUCAUGCCUCGUGAAUGCGUACAACUAUGCAAAUACGCACAAAUAAUUAUGCAAAUAACUAUGCAAAUACUCAUAUGGUAAUACGCAUAAAUAAUUCCACUAUUUAUACACGUCCCAGGUGUCUCGCGUGGUUCGUUAUUUUUAUCUAAAGCACCCAUCGUUAAAAAUUCAACCCUUUUGUCAAACGUACAAAAUACACAAUUCAGUACAUAUUCACCUUUCACGCUCACUCAACAAACUUCCGUAGUAACUUAAAUAUUAGGGACAAAGUUGGUCACUUUUGUAGCCAAUCAAUAACUGGAGAAAAUGUUAAAUAGUGGAGGAAUAUAUUGAUAAUUUUCCCCACUAAAUUUUUAAAUUCAGGUAGAAUUUCUCUACAAAUAAAUUUAGAGAAGUCAAACACAUAAUUUUUAGCUUGAAGCCCACUAAGCGAAAUGGAUCUCUUACCACGGAGAAAAUUUGCAUGCUCCACGUGCCCUAAAAAGUUUAGAUGGAAGAAAGAUUUUGCCAGGCACGUGAUCACACACGACCCAGACGCCAAAGUGAAAUGCAAGAUAUGCGGAAAAAUUUCCAAGAACCCAAUCGCCUUGUCGCAUCACAUGAAAAAUCUUCACACUAACCGUAAACGACCCAUUUGCGAAAUUUGUCGCCGGGUUUUUCACAACUCGCCCACUUUACGACGACAUAUUAAAACCAUCCACAGCACGAGUGAACGACCACGUUUGCCAUGUGGAUUUCCGGGCUGUGAGAAAACCUUCCAAAAUAAACAACAUGUUUCGAGACACGUGAGUGCUGAACAUGCCGAGAACCCGGUCCGAUUUCGGUGCACACUUUGCGAGAAAGAAUUCAAAUUAGGAAUGCAACUUGAGCAACACAUUCCCACCCACACGACCGAGAAGCCGUACAAUUGUGCCACUUGUGGGAAGAGUUACGCCCUCAGGGGAAACAUGAUACGUCACGAGAAGACCCAUUUGCAAAAAUCUGCCCGAGAUAAGUUACAGUGUACCGUCUGUUUUGCUACCUUGUUAAGAGAUUCUCUACAAGGCCAUAUCCGCGUUGUGCAUGAAAAUCGGAGGAAUUAUCCGUGCACAUUUUGUGACAAGAGAUUCCCCAAGUCAUCAGAAUUGAAGCGUCACGUGGACCAGAAGCAUGCCGCGAAUAAAGAGAAGAUCCAUACCUGCGACAAAUGCGAGUACAAGAGCCACUCAAAAGUCAAUUUAGCUUGGCAUGUGAAACGUCACAAUCCUGUGAGUUGGCGCGAGUGUUACUUUUGCGGGAAACAGUUUGCCAGGUUCCAAGAAUUGGUUAAACACUGUAAUCGAGUUCAUACUCUCGAAGCGUAAAGGGCUCAAUGUGUUUUACAUAUGUGGUAUAGUUUUGUUCUUGGGUUAUCGUACUAAUUUUCAAUCAAAUAUAGUAUUGUGCAAGCGAUGUAGAAAUGUUUUAUUUAAUUAAAAAUUUUGCUGAGUUGUCA
Folsomia candida is the source of this 2336-nucleotide messenger RNA. RefSeq names its product PR domain zinc finger protein 5. Gene Ontology annotation, molecular function: RNA polymerase II cis-regulatory region sequence-specific DNA binding; DNA-binding transcription factor activity. The coding region runs from base 1297 to 2205 and encodes 302 amino acids. Gene Ontology annotation, biological process: regulation of transcription by RNA polymerase II. The record is from RefSeq and is a predicted model, not a curated record. The transcript has 4 exons. Lineage: Eukaryota; Metazoa; Arthropoda; Collembola; Entomobryomorpha; Isotomidae.